GCUUGUUUUUCGACAUCGGGCGUGACAGCUCCAUUUUUACCCAAACCUAAUAACUGCCUUUACUUAAGACGGGUUUGCAAGAUUACUUGUAUUAUUAAACCAAUACAAUAUAAGCGUUACACCCCAAAAAAGUACAUAAAGCUAAGUUCUACGUGAAGGUCACUGUUUCCUCACCGCCAUUCUGGUCUCCGUUGCGUGCAAAACAAACGCACCCUUAAUCGGAGACCAAGCCCUCCUCAGCGAGCGAAGAAGGAGGAAUAAAAAGACGACAACAACACGUUCUCUUCAAAAUUAACAUCAAACAAUCGAAUUUAGCCUUCUUCUCGUCGAGAGACACUCUCCAGGGCCAUGAUGAAGAGGUGGCGGCAGGUGGCUUUUGCGUCGUUCCUUCUCGUUUGUCUCCUCAGCACUCAGUCCACAUGGGCCAAGAGAGGGGGCAGCAGCAGCAGCAGAUCGUCAUCCUCCGGCAGUCGGGGCGGGUCGCAGUCCAAGCCGUCCAGCACUAAUCAAGGAAGCUCUUCCAACCGGAACACCAAUCCGUACCCGUCCGGUGGAAGCUACCCGGGGGCGGGCACCAGAAACACGGGAGGAGGGUCUCCCAGACAGAACCCAGCCAGUAACCCGGGCGCCGGUAGUUAUCCCAACCAAUCUCCCGGGCGGACCAAUCCUGGGGGUUACCCGAACCAGAACCCCGCGGGGGGUUAUCCGAACCGCAACCCUGCGGGGGGUUAUCCAAACCAGAACCCUGCGGGGGGUUAUCCGAACCAGAACCCUGCGGGGGGUUACCCGAACCGCAACCCUGCGGGGGGUUAUCCGAACCAGAACCCUGCGGGGGGAUAUCCAGCUGCCGGGGGAUACCCCAACCAGUACCCUGGAAGAGGUAACCAGUAUCCCCAAGGUGGAGGCUACCCGGGAGGAGGCAGCUACCCAGGAAGAGGGGGUACCAACCAAGGCUAUCCGGCUGCUGGAGGUUAUCCCAACCAGUACCCUGGAAGGUAUAAUCCGAAUCCAGCUGGUGGUGGUUACCCGGCCGGAGGGGGAUACCCGAACAGGGGCGGCUACCCAGCUGCCGGGGGAUACCCGGCUGCGGGUGGGCAAGGUUGGGGCUACCCUCAAGGAAACCCCAAUAAUAAGAUCCUGAGUCCUCACAUCGGCGGGGGUGCGUACGGCUACGGCGGUCGCGGCAUGGGAGGGUCCCCGUUCUCCCAUUCCGUCCAGCAGAUGGGCUACAAACCCAAAUCCAGCGGCUUCGCCAAGAAAGCCAUCAUGGCCGCCGGCGUCGGCGCCGUCGCCGGUAUGGCCGUCGGUUACGGACUCGGCCGCUUCCCUCGACCGCACUUCAACUUCCGCAACCCGGAAGAGGAGUCGUACUACAACAACUACAUGUACCGCCGCUACGGCUCCCGCUCCACCGACGAGAAGGACUUCGGCCGCGACUACGAGUACAAGCUGCCCCCGCGGGCGGAGACCUACGAGGCCUUCAUGGGGAAAUGCAUGAACAGGACGGACCUCCUGAAGGACCAGGGCAAAGGCGAGCCGUCGGCGGACGACGACACGGUGAGCAUCGAGGAGAUCGGCUACCCGUCCCUGGUGGAGCAGAUGAAGGCGCGGCGCUGCGUGGAGGAGUACAUGGUCUACUCCGAGCGCUUCCUGCAGGAGCGCAAAGCCGAGCGCCAAGCCCGGGGUCGCUGCAGUCCUCUCAGCUUCGGGGUGGCCCAGCUCUUCCCGUCCCUGCUGAUGCUCCUCUCCAGCCUGCUGCUGCUCCAGUAAGGACUUUCCAAGUCCUCCGUUUCAAGUCCGGCUGCACGUGUACAUGACGGUCUUGCUGAAUGUGGCUCAUAUUUUAGUCCCUGAUCCAUACUAACGUGCUUACACACGCUUUUAUACACGCAGGUCCCAAACUAAACCUUUUUGAUUUGCACUUCCAAUUGUUGAGCACUGAAUACGUCAAAAUAUGUUAAUAUAUUUGUAUCGUUAUGACCUCCGCGCCCCAAGUCUGCGACAGCUGUGUCAAAUCACGAUAUUGUAAUCGGAGCUCGUACAGCUUUUGCAUGGCAUUACAUCGCAAUUGUGGAUGAACGUUACAAGAAAAGAAAAAAUAGGUUACGUUUAUUGUAAGAAUAAAAAAGAAUAAAGUUGUAAUUUUACCCCCAGCAAAGUCAGAUUUUUAUGUGAAAAAAAAUAAAGUGGAGGGGAAAAAAAAGGAAAAUGUCAUCAUUUCACCAGAAUAAAAUUGUAACAAUAGUAUUUUAUAACAAAAAAAUUGUUCUAGGAACAAAAUUGUAAUAGUAAAAUACUAUUACAAUUUUAUUCUGGUGAAAUUAUGACGUUUUCCACUUUCUUUUUUUCCAUAAGGGUACAAUUACAACUUUUUUCAUAUUAUUUAUGUCAUAAUUUCAAUAGAUUAAAAUUGUAAUAAUAGUAUUUUAUUAUUAAAAUGUGGUUCCUCAAAUUUAUUUUAUAAUAAUAUACUAUUGUUACAGUUUUAUUCUGGUGAAAUGACGUUUUCCACUUUUUUCCCCCAUAAAAAUCUGACUUUUUUUAAGGGUACAAUUACAACUUUUUUCAUGUCAUUUAUGUCAUUAUUUCAAUAUAUUAAAAUUGUAAUAAUAGUAUUUCCUUAUUAAAAUGUGGUACCUCAAUUUUUUUUUUAAAUAAAAUACUAUUGUUACAGUUUUAUUCUUGUGAAAUUAUGACGUUUUCCACAUUCUUUUUUUUCCAUAAAAAUCUGACUUUUUUAAGGGUACAAUUACAAAUGUUUUCACAUCAUUUAUGUCAUAAUUUCAAUAUAUUAAAAUUGAAAUAAUAGUAUUUUAUUGUUAAAAUGUGGUUCUCCAAAUUUUUUUUAUAAUAACAUACUAUUGUU
Molecule: messenger RNA, 2866 nt
Organism: Nerophis ophidion (straightnose pipefish)
Lineage: Eukaryota; Metazoa; Chordata; Actinopteri; Syngnathiformes; Syngnathidae
Gene: prnpb
Product: prion protein b
Exons: 2
Coding region: 349-1770 (473 amino acids)
Biological process (GO): protein homooligomerization
Cellular component (GO): membrane
Source: RefSeq, a predicted model, not a curated record